CAUCAACUGACCUCUACGGAGAACCCCAACUCAUUAUUCUGUUGGUAAAGUCACAUGUGCGCCGUUGAUCUCAAUCCUUUUGCGAGUGAUGCGGAGGAUGACUGCCCUGUCACAUACAAGUGUGCCGCCCCUCACCACACGGCCUAGAGAAAGGGGCGAAAACCGAGGGGUUGCGGUCCCAUCAUCUAGGGCUGUUCCUGAAACGUCGACUGAACUCUCUUUGCUCGCCUACAUCCCCACCGCUCCACCGCUGCCUCCCACGUUCCACGCAAAGGCCCCGCAGAGAGAACCUUGAAGAACCCUAGCAGCGCUCUCUUGGGCAACGCAACUCAGGUUGAAGCCUGACCUCCCCGUUGGCCAACUCCCCAGCCGAGAGCGAGACGCAGG
Parathielavia appendiculata is the source of this 387-nucleotide messenger RNA. RefSeq lists its product as uncharacterized. The record is from RefSeq and is a predicted model, not a curated record. The coding region runs from base 89 to 295 and encodes 68 amino acids. Lineage: Eukaryota; Fungi; Ascomycota; Sordariomycetes; Sordariales; Chaetomiaceae. The transcript has a single exon.